Messenger RNA from Gracilinanus agilis (Agile Gracile Mouse Opossum), 960 nucleotides. Its product is annotated as olfactory receptor 6B2-like. The record is from RefSeq and is a predicted model, not a curated record. Gene Ontology annotation, cellular component: membrane. The transcript has a single exon. Gene Ontology annotation, biological process: G protein-coupled receptor signaling pathway. Gene Ontology annotation, molecular function: olfactory receptor activity; G protein-coupled receptor activity. The coding region runs from base 1 to 960 and encodes 319 amino acids. NCBI's taxonomy places the organism in Eukaryota, Metazoa, Chordata, Mammalia, Didelphimorphia, Didelphidae.
AUGAGGGGGGAGAACGUGACCGUCAUCCGGGAGUUCAUCCUCGUGGGCUUCCCCACGGCCCCGUGGCUGCAGGCCCUGCUCUUCGUCCUCUUCCUCCUGGCUUACCUCUUUGUCCUGGCCGAGAACGGCAGCAUCAUCCUGGUGGUGUGGGCCAGCAGCGCCCUCCACAAGCCCAUGUACUACUUUUUGGCGAGCUUGUCCUUCCUGGAGAUCUGCUACGUGUCGGACAUCCUCCCCAAAGUGCUGGACGGCCUCCUCCUCGGGCGCAAGAGCAUCUCCUUCGCGGGCUGCAUGGCCCAGCUUUACUUCUUCAGCUCUCUGGUCUGCACCGAGUGUGUCCUCCUGGCCGCCAUGGCCUACGACCGCUACGUGGCCAUCAGCCGCCCCCUGCGCUACCCCGUCCUCAUGAGCACGGGCCUCUGCGUGCGGCUGGUGGCCUUCUCCUACGCCAGCGGCUUCGCCGUCUCCAUGAUCAAAGUCUACUUCAUCUCCAGCGCCACGUUCUGUGGCUCGAACGUCAUGAACCACUUCUUCUGCGACAUCUCGCCCAUCCUCAAACUGGCCUGCACGGACUUCUCCAGGGCCGAGCUGGUGGACUUCGUGCUGGCCUUCAUCAUCCUGGUGUUCCCGCUCGUCUCCACGGUGCUCUCCUACGGGCACAUCUGCUCCGCCGUGCUGCGGAUCCCGUCCUCCGGCGGCCGCCGGAAGGCCUUCUCCACCUGCGCCUCCCACCUCACCGUGGUGGUUGGCUUCUACACGGCCAUGAUCUUCAUGUACGUCCGUCCGCAGGCCAUCGACUCCCGCAGCUCAAAUAAGCUGAUCUCGGCCGUCUACACGGUCCUCACGCCCAUCGUGAACCCUCUCAUCUACUGCCUGAGAAACCAGGAGUUCAAGGGCAGCCUGAGGAGGAGCCUGGGCAUGGGGCGGGCUCCGGGGGAAGAGCCCGGCGUCCACUCUUAG